Molecule: messenger RNA, 975 nt
Organism: Hermetia illucens (black soldier fly)
Lineage: Eukaryota; Metazoa; Arthropoda; Insecta; Diptera; Stratiomyidae
Exons: 3
Coding region: 282-881 (199 amino acids)
Cellular component (GO): nucleus
Molecular function (GO): zinc ion binding
Source: RefSeq, a predicted model, not a curated record
UGAUCGUAUCCCAUACAUCAUUUAUAUUUCCUAAUUCUUAUAUUUAUUUCAAGGAUAAAAACCGCGCAUACGCUUUGCUCCAUUAAUAUUCGAGACUAUUUGUUUUUCUGUCAUUACAUUCGUAUGUGGCGACAUUUUGCUUAUAAACAAAGUGAAGUGGGAAUUGUUAUUCCACCUACGCAGAAUACCGGCGGCAGUUAAAUGUGAGAUUUAUGAAAGAAAGUGGAAUGGUUAGGAAGUAACGAUUUUGUACUAGUUCGUGAAAUUAAAUAACAAACAGAAUGAACACGAAGGAGUUAUGUAGAAUUUGCUUCAAAGCAAAUGAUAAUAUGAAAGCGCUUCUAAGUUGUUUGCACCCCAACUACGAUUCAAAGUCCAAAAGUGUUUUGAGUUUAUGGGAAAUAUUCAAAAAUAUAUUGAUUGAUGACGAUCGAUUCAUAGAAUCUGCGUUUGUAUGUAGUGAAUGCGUUGCAGAAAUCCAGCGCAGCUAUGAAUUUAUUGUGAAGUGCGAACAAUCAAACAGUCUUUUAGAGAAAUUUUCAACAUGUAAGCAAAAAUCAAAAGGCACCCUCUUACCAAAUAGCAGCAACAGUGAUUCUCAUUUAUCGAAAGAAGAGCUUGAUAAUACAGAACAGGAUGCUAGCAAUGUGGAAAAAUCAAAGCAGUUGAAGUACGAACCAAAAGUGGGUUUAACUCCUAAUGAAACUGUCUUAGAUUGCAGUCAAGAAAUGCAUGACGACAGUGACGAUGAAGAAUAUUUGCUGCAAAUCGUUACUGAUGAUGAUGAUGAACCCGAAAAAGCCACAAAAAUUGAAACCCCGAAAAGAAGACGGAACACUUCAGUUCUUACAUGUAGAACAUGCGGUAAGGCUUUCACCUAAAGAUAUCACUUCAAUCGACAUGAAAAAAUUCAUUACAAAGAAGGAAGACCUUUUGAAUGCGAAGUCUGUAAGAAGCUGUUCACAACUGAAGAGA